Molecule: messenger RNA, 3667 nt
Organism: Ostrea edulis (European flat oyster)
Lineage: Eukaryota; Metazoa; Mollusca; Bivalvia; Ostreida; Ostreidae
Product: serine/threonine-protein kinase SIK3-like
Exons: 16
Coding region: 34-3483 (1149 amino acids)
Biological process (GO): intracellular signal transduction; microtubule cytoskeleton organization; protein phosphorylation
Cellular component (GO): cytoplasm
Molecular function (GO): protein serine/threonine kinase activity; tau-protein kinase activity; ATP binding
Source: RefSeq, a predicted model, not a curated record
AUAUGCGCAAGCGCUGUACAGUGAUGAAAGAAAAUGGCGGUCAUGAAAACAGACUGGAAAACUCCGAAUCAAGGGGGUAUUGUACGUGUAGGCUAUUAUGAAAUAGAUCGGACGAUUGGAAAAGGAAAUUUUGCAGUUGUGAAACUGGCAACACAUAUCGUUACAAAAACAAAGGUUGCCAUCAAGAUCAUUGACAAAGAGCAGUUGGAUGAAGAAAACCUCAAGAAAAUAUUUAGAGAAAUUCGGAUCAUGAAAUUACUAAAACAUCCGCAUAUUGUACGGCUUUAUCAGGUGAUGGAAACGGAGAGAAUGUUAUACUUGGUGACAGAGUAUGCCAGUGGCGGGGAAAUAUUUGAUCACUUGGUAGCACAUGGCAGAAUGAAUGAGAAAGAGGCAAGAAAAAAGUUCAAGCAGAUUGUCGCAGCUGUUGCCUACUGUCAUCGUAGACAUGUUGUUCAUCGAGACCUAAAGGCAGAAAAUCUGUUACUAGAUGCUAAUCUCAAUAUUAAAAUAGCAGACUUUGGAUUUAGUAAUACAUAUUCUCCUGGUUCUCCUUUGAAAACGUGGUGUGGUAGUCCACCUUAUGCUGCUCCAGAGCUAUUUGAAGGCAAAGAAUAUGAUGCUCCUGGAGUCGAUGUCUGGAGUCUUGGAGUGGUGCUGUAUGUGUUAGUUUGUGGUGCUUUACCAUUUGAUGGCAGUUCACUACAAAGCCUCAGGUCCAAGGUGCUGUCAGGAAAAUUUAGAGUGCCAUUUUUCAUGACUACAGAAUGUGAAAAUUUAAUCAAACAGAUGUUGACAGUUGAUCCGUCAAAACGUAUAACAAUACACCAGAUAGUGCAUCAUGAGUGGAUAAAAAUGGCAAGUGAGGACCCAGAGUUUGAAGAAUUAGUGUCAUAUAUGAGAUCAUCUGAAAAUGAGGAAGCAAUGGACCUACAUGAUGGUAUUCUAAGUCACAUGGAAAACUUGGGCCUGGAUCGUGAAAUGACUGAAAAAUCUGUACAGCUGGAGGCGUAUGAUCACCAUAGUGCUGUGUAUCAUUUACUUCUGGACAAAGUGAAAAAACAUCCCAAGACGUGUAUAAAUAAAUUACCAGGCAUCGUCAUAUCAAGCAUCCCAUCAGGAGUGCAGACAGAGAGAAGAUCCAGCAUUACUACUGGUGUGGUUGAACAUGUUGAUUUGCCUGAAGACGUCACUGGGCCAGAGCCAAGACCACUUAUUCUUCCUUCAGAAUUAGCAAACAUUCAACAGAUAUUUGAACAAGCAGAGGAAGAAGAUUCUUCUAGUCAACAUUCUGAUUCGGACAAUGAGGAGCCCUGCCCAGAAGCCCUGGCUCGUUAUCUUGCCAUGCGCCGGCACACAGUGGGCGUGGGAGACUCGCGUCAUGAGGUGCCUGAGGAUGUUCGAGUCAAACUUGCUAAUCAUCAGCAUCUUAUAGCUUCUCCUCAGCCAAAUCUAUACUGGCCAAUGGGCUUCUUGCCAAACACAAUCAACCCACAUACACUUCCUGCUGUGUCAAAUGAAAUGCCUUGUGUUGCAAUUGCAGAUCAGCAAUUUUUACAACUACCUACUUGCUAUGGGCCAGGGGGAGGAGGGAGUUGGAACAGAAGAGCAUCAGAUGGGGGCGCUAACAUUCACUUAUUCGCUCGGCAGAUGUGCCAAGGAGGAAGUAGUUUACCAGGAAGUCAGGAGAUAUUACCUACUCUUAGCCAGUCGCCAUUGUCUUCUGCUGGUUUAGCAUUGUCAACAGUACAGGGGUCAGUAACUGUAGAGGAGAAUGAGGAGGAUGGGUCUGACCAAGAGCCGGACCAAGAAGCAGUUCAAAGGUACCUGGCCAGUAGAGGAAGAAAUAAAAGACACACUUUGGCAAUGUCUAAUCCCGUGAAUGAGAUCCCAGAGGAACUUCAGAAGAAGCUGUCCCUCCAGCCAAUACGAACACAAAGAAGAGGCAGUGCAGUAGCAACAUCAUUUCCUGAGAGAGUGGCGUCCACACCAAAUUCUUUCAUAAAUUCUUUGCACCUGCCAAAUGAGAGAUUUUCCCCAGUGAGACGGGCCAGUGAUGGACUGGCAAAUCUGGCUAAAUAUCAAUCACAUCUUGAAAAAAUAUACAACCAGACCCUACAGCAGUCCAGCUCCCGCCACAGCAGUCAUUCCAGUCUUAAACAGCUACAGCAGGAAUGUCAAGAACUGCAGAAACAAUGUCAGCGGGAUGCAGGAAAAGACGUGGAACUUCAGCAGCAGCAUGCAUUUCACCGCUUACAUCACUCACUACAGAACAACAUGCCUUACUCCCCGGUUCCAUCACCACCUCUUGCACCAGCUUCUCCAAAUUUCAAUCACAGUAGUCAGAUACAAACAGACACACAGACAUCAUCUCUUUACCAGCAGUUACAACGUCUUCAUCUGGUUCAACCACAGAAUUACCAGCACGGAAGCCCACCGACUACGUUGUCAGGCCAGCGAACUGACUCCCCGCCACAGUCUCUGAUCUUUCAUUCUUUUACUCAGCCAGUACAAAGGGCCAGCCCACCUCCCAAUGCUACAAAUUUUCAAAAUUUACAGAUGAUCCGUGAGGAUUCCCAAGACACUGGUGACCCUACCAACAGUGAUGAGGAUGUAAACAUGCACGCAUCAGUUUCUAAUUCUACCAAAGAAGGCGUGGAAGACCAAAAACAUCGGCAGUUUACAACCAAACCUCAGAUUAGUAUAACAGAUACGCAUGGUCAUGUCACUGCGGUGAAUUCGUACGGUGAUGAAACGGAGGGCAUGGAAGAAAAUGACUUACAGACACUGUCUAUAAACUCAGGAAGUUACUCUACAUUCCAAGACCAGGUCUCUAACUCUCUUCCUCAAGCUUCAUCUCUGCAACAGCAGUGCUGCCAUCAAAAGGGUUUAGCUUCUUUCAGCACAGUGGUAGAAAACUCGAGUCCUGCACACAUUCCCCCCUAUCAGAGCAGCAAAACUGUUUGUUGGGAUAUUUCUCAAAGUGAACUGCCAUUUUCAUCUUAUAAGUGGUCAAAUGCUCAAAUGGAUUUUCAAACAAAGGGACAAUUUGGCAGAAUGAGCACCAAUGCCAUGGAUCUAAUACAAUGCCAGCAGAGAUUUCAGAAUGAGAAGAAGCUGUCAAGAAUUACAGAUCACCCUCUAGAGUUACCAAAUGGAAAUUUCUCAUUAUCAAACCAAAUCAACCAGGUUGAUGAUAAACGAAUGAAUAUUCAGAAAGUCAACUCCAACAUCAACUUGGCCUCGACACGCACUGUGGAUGACAUUCUUUGUGAACUUCGACGCAUUCUUGAAUUAGGUGAUAAAGGAAAAGUGGUGCAAUUUUCUGAUCACUUGUUUCGUGUAGAGAACUCCAAUGUUCAGAUGGAGCUAGAAAUUUGUCAAGGGGACAGAUACAAUGGUCUGCAAGUCAGAAGAAUUUCCGGUGACAAGGGACAUUACCGUCAACUCUGUCAUGAACUACUCUCUGGAAUCAAUCUUUGACACAAUGUUUUUAAUACAUUCUUGUUUUGGAUACAGGAUUUUUUUAUGCUGUUGAAACAUUGGAUUUCUUCAUGUUGAUAUUUUUUAUCGCCGAGAAACGCCUCUCAUUUUGCAUAUAUUUGGACUUCAGGUGAUUGAGGUAUUAUGAUUGUCAGAGUUUUGCAUUAAAAUGCAGUAUAUUUUC